AAAUUAACCAAAUUGUUUUUUGGAAGCAGUUUAAUUUUUUCAUAAAGAACUCUUAACAGGUUUCUGAAAUUAUAAAUUACGAUAAGAAUAAUAGUUUUAAAAAACACUAUUACAGAAAAGACGUAUUUCUCCAAUUGAAACAGCAAAACACUAUAUAGAAAUGCAAAAAGACCCAGACACUUUAUACAAAAAAGAAGUAGAUAAAACAAAAGGUUUUGGCGUCUUUUCUUUUGAAAAAAUUCAAAAAGGUCAAUUCAUUGCCCAAUACAGAGGAGACUUAGUGCCAAAAAAAGAAAUGAACAACAAAAUACUAUAUUAUGAAAAAACUAAUGCUGGUAGUUAUGUUUAUGACUUUCUACACAAUAAUAUUGAGUACAGUAUUGAUGCCACAUUUCAUUUUAAUUAUAUUGGCCGUUAUUUCAAUGAUUCAAAAUAUUAUCCAAAUGCUAUAAUGAAAAAAGUUGUAUUGAAUAACACUCCAUCUUUAUGCUUGUUUGCAUUAAAGGAUAUAGAGCCAAAUGAAGAAAUACUAUACUUCUAUGGUGUUGACAAUUUAAUUUGGCAUACUGAAGAAUUAAAAAGGAAAAAUCAAAAAAGAAACAAAUCAAAGGCUUGUUCUCCUACAAUAAAAAACAUUGCAUCGUAUGAAGCUGCAGAAGACAUUGAUUUUGGUGUGGAAUGCACAAUAUCUAACUCGCCAUUUCACAAUUCAAGUUUAGAGGUUCGAGUUUGUUCUUCUAUAACAAAGGAAACUGAAUUAGAUGUCAAAGAACUUCUAGAUUCAGAUUAUGAAGGAAAAAAAAUUACCAUAGCCAAUCCACCAAGUCCUGAGGCUUAUUCUCCUACAAUAAAAAACAUUGCAUCAGAUAGUAAAGCUGUAGAAGAUUUAAACAUUGAUUUUGGUGUGGAAAAUGCAAUAUCUAACUCGCCAUUUGACAAUUCAAGUUUAGAGGUACAUGCUUGUUCUUCUAUAGAAAAAGACACAGAUUUGGACGAAGAGGAAACAAAUUCAAAAGAUUUUGAUAAGAAGGAAUUUCACCCAGAGAAAUUAGUUCAUUUAUCAAAAAUGAGUAACACCAAGGUCAAGUCAAUGAAAAAAAAACCAGGCAGAAUUUGUAUAUUUUGCAACAAAAUUCAAUCGAGAUUAACAAGACAUAUAACUUUAAAACAUAAAGAUAUAGAAACUGUUAAAUCAGCUUUGAAUCUUACAGACAGAGAAAAACUAAAAAUGUUUGAUAAAUUUAAAAAAGAAGGAAUAAAAAAAUAUAACAUUGAUCAAACAAAAGAACUAAAUCCUAACUUUCAAAGAGAGAGAAAGGCAAAAAAGACUUGUAAAGACACAGCAGAAAAUCUUGAGAUGUGUGGACAUUGCAAUGGCUUUUUUUCGAAACGCUUUUUAAGUAGACAUAGCAAAAAUUGUGACCUAAAUAAUUUAAAAUCAACCAUUCAUAUUCCACUUAGCUUGAUAAAAGACAAUUUUCUUUCAUCAUUUCCAAACGAAUUUGUUACAAAUGUUCUUGGAAAUAUGAGAAAUGAUGAUGUUGGUAAAAUUUGCAAACAGGACGAUAUCAUUUUAACUGUUGGUCUUCGUUUGUAUGACAAAAUGAAAAGAAAAUGCGAUAAAGCUUCAGAAGUUCUUAAAUCUGUCCGAAACGACAUGAGAAGACUUGGAAAUCUUUAUUCGAUUUUCAGAAGGAAUGAAAAAGUCCAUAAAAAAUAUAGUAACUCUAUGGACAUGUUUAAUCGAAUUAAUUUUGAUGUUUUAAGAAAUGCGAUUGAUGAAUAUACUAUAUCAGAAAACUGUUUAAAAUCAGGAUUGAAAAUUGUUCUCUCCUCAUUAAUAAAAAAAGCAGCAAAGAUUAUAAAGGGAACAAUACUUACACAAAAUGAUAAAAAUCUAACCUAUGAGGAAAAUAAUAAAUUAGUUUUAGAAAAAGUGCAAGAUAUUGAUUUGUUUGUAUCUGUUUUUGAAACUUGGAAAGGGUAUAUAUUUGGUGAUGCUGAGUAUGACAUAAACAAAAAGCGUCACCAAAAACUUAGGAGACCAACAAAUUUGCCAGAAGAAAAAGAUGUCCAAGUUCUUCAAAAUUAUAUUCUUCAGCGAAUAGAAAGUAUAAUGAAUGACAGGUUUAUUUUUUGGGACAGCCAUACAUUUAUCGAACUUCGCGACAUGGUUUGCACUCGUCUUACUUUGCUAAAUGCCAGACGUGGUGGGGAACCAGCUAGGUUGCUGUUAAAUGACUGGAAGGAUGCCGAAGAUGGUGCAUGGAUUAAACCACAACAUAUCAAAGAGCUAAAUCAACUUGAUAAAAAAUUAGCCAACUCAAUACAAGUUGCAUAUAUGACUGGAAAGGGAAACAACCAUUUAGUACCAGUAUUAAUUCCAUUAGAUUCAUUUGCAGUCCUUAGAAAAUUAGCAGAUUUAAAGAUUAGGAAAGAAGCUGGUAUUUUGGAAAAUAAUCCAUAUCUUUUCCCCAGCACAAAAAAUAGUACCAAUCAUGUUUCAGGUUGGCAUGCACUGCAUGCCAUAUGCAUGAAAAUAAAAACAAGUUAAUAAAACCAAAUAAACUUAGCAACAUCUAAUCGUCGCAGAGUAAGCACUCUAUUUGCAAUGUUGAAUUUACCACCACAAGAAAGAGAGCUUUUUUACCAACAUAUGGGACAUAGCCAAGCCAUUAACCAAAAUGUGUAUCAAGCUCCACCAGCAUUACUAGAAAUACUCAAAGUUGGUAGACAUUUAAUCGAUCUUGAAAAUGGGAUACAAAAGAAUGCUAUCAAUACUGUACCUCAGACAUCUACCAGUGACUGGAUGGAACACAUUGAAGAUUCAAGUGAUGGCAAAAAUUAUGACAAUGAUUGGGUGAUUGAUACAGUAAGCAGUAAACAAAUGAAUGCUAUCAAUACAGUGCCUCAACCAUCAACCAGUGACUGGAAGGAUCACACUGAUGACUCAAGUGAUGAUGGAGAUGAUUGUGACAAUGAUUGGACGCUUGAUACAGUAAGCAGGAAAAAAAAUAAUAAAAGAGUCAAUCUAAAUGAACAAAAUGAAACUGGUUUGUAUAAAAAAAGAAAAAAAACAGAGCUCCUACACAAUAAAAUAGCUGAAAACAAAACUGGGCGUUCAUACUUUCAAUGGAGCAAAGAACAAAUAAAACAUUUUUACAGUGUUUUUGGCUCAUUUAUUACUGGAGCAAACCAGGAGUAUUUUCCGGCAUUAAAGCAAAUAAAAGAAUUCAGUGAGCACUAUAAAAUUGAUCUUCACAAAGUAAGAACAAAAAUCAAUAAUGAGCGCAAAAAAAUGAUUAACUUACAGAAAAAAAGAAUAAAAGAAAUGAAUAUUUCAAACAUAUAAAAUUUUAUUUGUCAUUAUUUGUCAAAGAAGAACUUUUUACAUGAAGAGAUAAGGAACAAAAAUAUUUUCACAAAAGAACUCUUUAUUUUUUUAUGUUUAACUCAUACUUUAUAUACAUAACUGAAGAUUUU
Molecule: messenger RNA, 3483 nt
Organism: Hydra vulgaris (swiftwater hydra)
Lineage: Eukaryota; Metazoa; Cnidaria; Hydrozoa; Anthoathecata; Hydridae
Molecular function (GO): protein binding
Source: RefSeq, a predicted model, not a curated record